This is a messenger RNA of Neopelma chrysocephalum (saffron-crested tyrant-manakin), 991 nucleotides long. Its product is annotated as calcium and integrin-binding protein 1-like. Bases 52 to 624 code for a protein of 190 amino acids. The transcript has 7 exons. Gene Ontology annotation, molecular function: calcium ion binding. The record is from RefSeq and is a predicted model, not a curated record. NCBI's taxonomy places the organism in Eukaryota, Metazoa, Chordata, Aves, Passeriformes, Pipridae.
GCGGGGCGUUGCCACGGCAGCGGGUGAGUGACGGGUGGCGGAAGCGGCGCCAUGGGCGGCUCGGCCAGUCUGCUGCCGCGGGACGCGCUGGGCGAGUACCAGGAGCUGACAUUCCUGAGCAAGCAGGAGAUCCUGCUUGCCUACAAGAGGUUCAGUGAACUGCUGCCAAAGCAGGAGCGGGAGAACGCCUGCUCCGCGCGGGUUCCCAAGAGCCACAUCCUGACGCUGCCUGAGCUGCGGGCAAACCCCUUCCAGCACCGGAUCUGCCAUGUGUUCUCCACCUCGGAGGCCGGGGACAACAGCAUGUCCUUUGAAGACUUCCUUGACAUGUUGAGCGUCUUCAGUGACUCUGCCACCUUCGACAUCAAAUCCCACUAUGCCUUCCGCAUCUUUGACUUUGACGACGAUGGGACUCUGGACAGGAAGGACCUGGAGCAACUGGUGAACUGCCUGACGGGGCAGGGCGAGGAGUCCCGGCUGAGCAGGGCGGAGAUGGAGCAGCUCAUCCAAAACAUCCUGGAGGAGUCUGACAUCGACAAGGACGGCACCAUCAACCUCUCCGAGUUCCAGCAUGUCGUCUCCCGCUCCCCAGACUUUGCCAGCUCCUUCAAGAUCGUCCUGUGAGCCCUGUGGCUCACCAGCACCACUCCUCCAGUUCCUCCAGCACCACUUGUCCAGUUCCUCCAGCAUCAUUCCUCCAGUUUCUCCACCACUCCUGCAGUUCCUCCAGCACUCCUCUGGCUCCUGCAGCUCCUUGUGGGCUCAGCCAUUUCUUCUUUCAGAGAGCACAGGCCCGGCCCCUCACUGGCCCAGCAAUGCCACAGUGCCUUGGGCAGGAGCCUUCCUGCUUUCCUCUCAGGUGCCUGGCAGUGGGGGGCCCUAGGAAUCUGCCUCUCCUGCAGCCCCUCUGCUCUCCCAGCAUCAGUUGGACUCCGUAUGCAGUCUAAGGGCAGCUCUGCAGGUGGGGGAGGCUGAGCUGCUCCUGCCUGGG